UGUCAUUAGCCUUUACAGUAGACAAAGGACUAGAAAGUUACUACUCCUUUCCUAGGUUGGGAGGGGGCAGCAGCCGGGGACUUUGGCACUUCAUCAGGCCAGAAUCUAUUGGUCUCUUUCCCUUACUAGGCCAGGGUUGGGGGUUUUUGCUGCCCCCUUUCCUUAUUUGGUGAGGGCUGAGCUCAUCUGACAUGCUCACCCCUCCCUCCGGUGCCUCCAACCUUACAGGGAGAAGGUCAGAUUCUUCAGUACAUGCAACCAGGAGGUUUAGCACUGAGGAUAGCAGUGAAGAGAUAAAGCAAAGUGGUAUGAAAUUUGAAAGGAGGAGGGGUUUUUAAACAAGGAGAAGGAAUAAUGAAUUAGAAACAGGAGUGAGCAACCAGGAGUGUGCAUCCCAGUCUCUAUGCUGUUUUACCUGGAGCAUAGGACAACAGGUGGCCCCAUUGGAAAGGGCAGCAGAGAGGGAAGUGUCUGUGGGAAACAAGGAAGUGGACGAAGCAUUUAGGGAAGUCGUGGGGGCUUCCAAGAGUUUACUGUGGGAUGGGGGCCUGAGGGAGAAGUUGGAGAGAUAGAGGAAUUGGAAGGGAGCGGAAAAGAUAGAGUUGAGGAGCUCAAGGAAGAUGGGUACACAGCGUGGUGACCAGAAAGGCCAAGAAUAAUAAUGGGGACAAUGAUGGGGAGCUUGCUGGCUGUGUACUAGACACUACUUGCUCUGUAGCUGUGUAUACCUGGCGAUAUACCUGAUCCUUCACUCCCCUAAUACUUGUUGAUUCCCUCCUAUAAAGUUGGUAUUGUGCCAGGUUUUAGAGACAGAAAACAGGCACAGUCUCACCUCUUAGAGUACUUACAGUCUAGUGGGGAAGGAGGACACCAAACACAUCAGUUCCAAAUGAUGUGUGAUAUAUGCCAUGGCAGAAGGUCAGCAUGCUCGGAGAUACACAGGCCAGGUUGGAGGCACAGAGGAGUGAUCUGUCUACAGGGAUUCAGUGCUGGGGUUCAGCUGGAGAACCUUGGCAAAGGGGUUUAGGAUGAUGGCCUGAGGUCCACAAGCCUCAGCACCAUGGGGUUCAUGUUUGGAGAAUCUGCUUUGGGGAUUCUAUCUUCAUGGCACUGGGUCAGGUAAGACUGAGGUCCACUUUUAUUCGGACUGUCAUUGGUCAACAGCGGUUGGAGAGAUUAACCUCUGGGAUACGUGAUAGAGUGAGAGCUAUCCUCAGCUUGUUGCCUUCAUGAGAUUUUCAAGUAUUGUUUUCAUCAUUUAGUUUCAUGUACCAGUUUUUCAAACUUGAGUUUUCUAUUUGGAACUUAGGAAAAUUUACUUCUCUCUGAAACUUAGGAAAAAGGUAUAUUAGGGAGAACAGAGAAGUGAGAAACCCAUCAUGAGUUUUGCCACGAGGGUCCCCAGUGAAGUAAAACGAGGGCUCCACAUUGGAGAAAGGGUGAUCCCUCUGGAAGGGAUGACAGGUAAACUUAAAGUGCCCCAUCUGUCAGUGCGGAGGAGAGUUUCGUGACUGCACUUGCAGGGGGUUCAGCGCCGGAGUGGGGGCUCGGCCCCCUCAUGUGGUCAUUGAGCACCCUGGCAUCCUCCUCACCAGAGAAGGCUGGUGCCCCUAGUCAAGCAACUUGACAACUUCAAACCUGUUCUAAUUAAAUUUCUAAUCAUAAAAUAUUUAAGCUAAGAUAGAUUACUUUUCUCUUUAAUUUCUAACAUGUUAGCCCAGUUUUUUGGAUUCUUGGUUUUUCUGCAGCCUCAUAGUGCAGAAAAAAGGUGGUAGAUUUGGAUUUAGGAGGCAGGCCUACAUUGUAGUCCCAGCUUUAAACAUGUGAGCCUUCUGAGCUAGCAUACAUCUCUCAAUCAACCUAAUCCUUUACUUUUUCAUCUGUAUAAUGAGGAGAAAAUAGUGCCUACCUCCUAGGGUUGCUGUAAGGAUGAAGUCCCUAGCACAGUACCUUGCACAUAGUAAGUGCUCAACUUAUGUUACCUGUUAGUAUUCUUAUUUUUAUUAUUGUAUUACCAUAUAGCCAUUAUUAUUAUUGGUAUAAUAGAAAUUGAGAUGAGGUCUCUACUACAGGAAGCUGGUAAAUCUCUCUUUUCCCCUUCUCCUCUCUCUUUCCUGCCCCCACUGUCUCCCUUCCUCUCUGUGUCUCAACAGACAGGAUUCAGUCACUUUGUAAAGCACUUGCAGUUCACCGACUGACCAGACCAUGGCACUCCUGCCUCAGUAGAUGGUUUUAUACAGUAUGCCUAUGUGAGGAAGAGCCACCUUACAGGACCCAUUAUUGUUCACUGCAGUGCGGGUGUGGGCCUGACGGGGGCGUUCCUGCAUGUGGAUGUUGUGUUCUGUGCCAUUGAAAACAAUUUUCCAUUAAGUUUCAAUAUCAUGAAUAUAGUGACCCAAGUGAGAGAACAGCAUCACAGCAUGGUUCAAACAAAGGAGCAGUUUUACUUUUGUUAUCAAGUCGUACUUGAAGUUCUUCAGAAGCUACUGACUUUCAAUUAAGAAAGACUUCUGUUGCCUCACACUUGAAAUUACCAAAUGGCUUGGAGACUCCUCAUAAAGAACAUGUUCAAGCUGUGCUGAAGCGAUUUGCUUACGCAGACAAUGUGUUUCCUUGGGAUAUCAUUUAAUUUUUUUUCUGACAGCUCCCUGAAGGCAUUAUCAUCUGAUUUAGGGUGAACAGUGUUUACCCAUUGGUCUUACUUAGAUAAUAUCAAAAUUUUCUCCCAUUUUUUCCAAUGAAACUAAAGCUACAUAGAACAACUCAGCCUAUUUUGUUGAAGGAUUACAGAGCCCAAUAAAGGACUUGUACUAUAUUCAUUAAGAUUUUUAUUUGGAAAGACAGCUAAAGGGAGCUGAGGAUUUCCAGGACCUCAUAAAGCCUUUACUCUGGGAGAACACAAAGGGCUCAUAGACUGUAAGAUGCCAUCAUCUUACAGGCAUUUCAAGACAGAUACUUAUGCAUGGGUUUUAGCUAGAAUCUGCUUUUAGUUGGUAUUUGAAUAACUCAGUUCCCUAAAGAGUCCAAUUAAGAGGGAGUAACUUUCUCCACAAAUUGGAUUCCGUUUUCCUGACCUCCACAUUCCAGGGGGUUCCCCAGGGGCCUCAGAGGACAAGCUGUCUUUCUAGAGCAGCUGGACAAGGACCUGUUGGUCUGGGAAGCAUGUCAGGAUGGCACAGGUCCUCCUCUCCAUAACAUGAGCACACUGGUCAACAGUCCAAAACUGAAAUAGAGGUAUGUAUAGAAAGUCCAAGAGGAAAUUUUUGCCUGGCUUGAGUUCUUUCCUAUCCCACCCUAACACUUAACAUAUUACUCAUUCUGCUUUGUUAAAAGCAAAUACUACAUUUUUUUUGCCUCUUACUCUGCCCUUUAGCUAACCAAUAAACUUUGAUAUAGGCAUUACUGUAUAAUUCUGAGGGUCUCUUAUGCCAGAUAUAUUUUCAAACUAAGAUCUAUGAUAGUUAUUUUUUCUUCAGAGUUCCAUUAAAUCAUUUCUUUCCAUUACUGCCCCACCUCUGCUGUAACAUUUAGAAGUUGGCACUGGGAAUCAGAUCUUGGAAACCCAAAUUCGUAGUUGUGAAAACAGUUCCAUAUUCUGUUUUUGAAAAGAUGUGGCCAUUAUUACAUUCAUUUUAUUAUAGGACUUUGCCUCAUACAGUUAGUGAUAUUUUGGUCAGGGAAUUUUAGUGACCAGGUAUAUCUGAUUAUAAGUUGUAAAGCAAUUGAUACAUGUUUUUGACACUAUAAUUCAGUAGAGAUCAGAAUAUUCCAUGUAUUAUAUUGAGGAAAUUUCUAAUAUUAAUUUGUAAAUCUUGAAUUUUUAAGAAGCUUGUUUUCUUCCCUUGGCUAAAUGAGUACUUGAAUUGGUUGAAUUAAUAAUUUUCAUUUAAAAAAUAAUUAUAUGUCAGAAAUGUAUUUUGUAUUAAAUCAAAUUGUGACUCCACCUGUUUAUAUUGUUCACAUAAAUAAUAGUCUAUGGUAAAUAUUAAUUUAAUUUUGAUAAUUGGCCUUUAAUUUUUGUACCCCUAAUUUAGUUUUCUCUGUUAUUGUAAAAUAAUAGAUAUGAUAUACAACAAUAUUCCUGAGAAGGAUUCUAUGGUAUUAUCUAAAUGAAAAUACUGUGUUUUGCCUGAAGUACUUUUAUUCUUUGGAUUUGAAAUGUUCUUGUAAAGAAAAAUUUCACAAUUCUUGCUGGUAAGCAUGUCUCUUCUUUAAUGUAUGCCUCAUAUUUUUGUAGCUGGACUAAUGUUUAGAUUUUCAGAGAAAUUAAAUAAGUAAAAUAUGGAAA
Manis javanica (Malayan pangolin) is the source of this 4288-nucleotide messenger RNA. NCBI's taxonomy places the organism in Eukaryota, Metazoa, Chordata, Mammalia, Pholidota, Manidae. The record is from RefSeq and is a predicted model, not a curated record.